CCUUACUUCUUUAUUUUCCAGCAGCUCGGUCACAUCAUCACCGCGCUGAGACUCUAACCGACCACAGACUCUGGAACCAUGCACCGCCGUCCGUUUCUUCUUGGAUUUCUGUCUCUGUGUGGAUGAAAUGUGGCCAAAUGCGAUCAUUUUCACGUGCUUUCUGGCUCUUCGGUUGCGCCACUGUGCAGCUGAUCUGUGCAACUGGACUGGAAGCGGUUUUGCAGCUGCCGUGGACUCCCGGAUCGUCCUCCAAGUGCGGCUCCGCUGCACGGAGGGCUCGGUGAGGUGGCUCUACCCGGGCCAGGCUCUCCGGGUGGUCCUGGAGCCCAACCUGUCUUCCUCCCGACGCACCACCGUCUGCAUCAAACCGUCCCCUUCCCUCGGCGGAGGCAGCGUGUUCGUGGAACGGGCCGGGGAGCUGGAGCUGCUGGUGCCGGACGGUGGGAGGCCCGAGCGGCAGGUGUUCUGUUUCCGGGCAGACGGACCGCACAGGCCCGCUCUGUACCUGCAGGCCGGUCCGCAGGGAGACGGGGUCUGGAGCAGACGCACCAUGGGCUUCAGAUACGAGCUGCUGGGGAACCGGAGCCACGGAGGACUGAGGGCCUCCUGCCAACCCUGUGACGACACAGAGCUCCUCAUGGCCGUCUGCAACAGCGACUUCAUGGUUCGAGGCCACAUCUGGAACGUCUCUCAUGACUCUGAGCGUCAGACGUCGCUGGUGGAGGUUUCGGCGGUGAGGGUUUACUGGCAGCGCAGUGGAGUGUUUGAGCGACACGUUUCUCCGUCGGCGUCGCCUCGGUCUUGGCGUGGACACAUCCACGCUCUGCUGCAGUGCCAGGUGAAGCCCGGGGACGGAGAGUUCCUCUUCACCGGGUCGGAACACUUCGGGGAAGCUUGGUUGGGGUGCGCCCCGCGAUACAAGGACUUCCUGUCUGUCUACCAGCGCGCCCGGACGUCACGUCGGAACUCCUGCGACUUCCCUUUAGACUGA
This is a messenger RNA of Amphiprion ocellaris (clown anemonefish), 991 nucleotides long. RefSeq names its product meteorin-like protein. The coding region runs from base 128 to 991 and encodes 287 amino acids. The transcript is spliced from 4 exons. Gene Ontology annotation, molecular function: hormone activity. The record is from RefSeq and is a predicted model, not a curated record. Lineage: Eukaryota; Metazoa; Chordata; Actinopteri; Pomacentridae.